GCCACGAUUGCUGCUUUGCCAGGAGUGUGCUUUGUCACAUACUCACUGCUGCCGGACCAUUCUGAAAACUAACAGACAGCCAAAACAAAGACUCAACAGGUAACUAUUCAGCUGGCUUGCACAAAGAAUUGAUCUAAUUUCCAGUGCUAAAGCUGUAAGACCAAGCAUCACAAAGAGACCUUUUGCAGCACACACCUACAUGAGGCAGGAGAGCAUGUCUCUGGACGUGAAAGAGAAGACACAUGUGCGGCUCGUGUUCCUGGGGGCGGCCGGCGUGGGCAAAACAGCCCUGAUCCGCCGCUUCCUGCAGGACACCUUCGAGACCAAGCACCGGCGCACGGUGGAGGAGCUGCACAGCAAGGAGUACGACAUCAACGGCGUCAAGGUGACCAUCGAGAUCAUGGACACGAGCGGCAGCUACUCCUUCCCGGCGAUGAGGAAGCUCUCCAUCCAGAACAGCGACGCCUUCGCCCUGGUCUACGCCAUCGACGACCCCGAGUCCCUGGAGGCGGUCAAGAGCUUGCGAGACGAGAUCCUGGAGGUGAAGGAGGACAAGCUCACGCCCAUCGUGGUGGUGGGCAACAAGACGGACCGGGAGGGCGAGCGGCAGGUGUCCAGCGAGGACGUGCUCUCCACCGUGGAGCUGGACUGGAACAACUGCUUCCUGGAAGCCUCCGCCAAGGAGAACGACAACGUGGUGGAGGUGUUCCGAGAGCUGCUCCAGCAAGCCAACCUGCCCAGCUGCCUCAGCCCAGCCCUGCGCAGGCGCCGGGAGACCUUCCCCAAGGACAACGGCAUCCGGCCACCCAUGAACAAGACCAACAGCUGCUCCAUCUCCUAAAUGAGGCAGAGAGCUGGAGGGAGCACAAGGGACAUCUCCCCGCUGCACGGCGGUGCCGCUGCCACAGAGAGUGAGAGAGAGCGAGAGAGAGAGAAUCCUCCCUCCACCUCAACCUUCAGAGUGACUUUGUGCGUAAAGAAAAAAAGGACACUGACUAUGGUUAAAGUCGAAAAGAAGACAGCGGGGAGAGGGGAAAAUAUUAAGCCUGUGUGAAAAUGACUUUGGUUCAACUUUUGGGGACUGAAAAUUUGGGGGGAGGGGCUGACAGGAUGAUCAGAGACACAGAGCUGAUCGUUUUUUAAAUCUACUGUGAUGAUAUUGAAGUAACAAUGAGCUUAUGGUG
Messenger RNA from Megalops cyprinoides (Indo-Pacific tarpon), 1184 nucleotides. It is a transcript of the gene rasd4, whose product is annotated as rasd family member 4. The transcript has a single exon. The record is from RefSeq and is a predicted model, not a curated record. Bases 200 to 841 code for a protein of 213 amino acids. Gene Ontology annotation, molecular function: GTP binding; GTPase activity. NCBI's taxonomy places the organism in Eukaryota, Metazoa, Chordata, Actinopteri, Elopiformes, Megalopidae.